Messenger RNA from Malaclemys terrapin pileata, 1709 nucleotides. Its product is annotated as serine/threonine-protein phosphatase 6 regulatory subunit 3-like. The coding region runs from base 1 to 1581 and encodes 526 amino acids. Gene Ontology annotation, cellular component: cytosol; nucleus. NCBI's taxonomy places the organism in Eukaryota, Metazoa, Chordata, Testudines, Emydidae. The transcript has 13 exons. The record is from RefSeq and is a predicted model, not a curated record. Gene Ontology annotation, molecular function: protein phosphatase binding; protein phosphatase regulator activity.
AUGUCUCUGGUACGGCACCGGUCGAUGGAAACAAAGGGUACUGCUCCCCCAGGGUCUCCUGAAGAGUCCUCGUCCUCAGAAUCAGAGGUGGAGCCCUGUGCAGAGCCAAAGGGCCACUGCCAAUAUCUGUCCUACAUCCCGCUGGUUCUUGGUGUCUUCAAGCCAGCACCGAUCCUCCUCCCUGGCUCCGACCAAGAAGCCAAAGAGAACCACGAGGGGAAGAUCCCCCAUUUCCCAAGUCCCGUCAACACCGGAGGCCCUGCAGGCAGCGCAGGAGAUCCUGACACUACCAGUGCUGCCCACACCAGCUCUGGCAGUACCCUGGUCAAAAGGGACUUCCCUCAUGAGAAUCUCCUCGCACAGGAGGUAGAAGGGUUGCUGCAGCUGGGUGCGAUGGAAGAGGUUCCUCAUGAAUACAGGAACAAGGGAUUCUAUUCCCAGUAUUACUUAAUCCCAAAGGCCAGGGGCGGUCUACGGCCCAUCCUGGACCUGCAAGACCUCAGCAAAUACCUAAAGAAGUUGAAGUUUCACAUGGUCUCCCUGACCUCCAUCAUCCCCUCCCUGGAUCCGGGAGACUGGUAUGCCACUCUCGACUUGAAGGACAUGUAUUUUCAUACAGCGAUCUUCCAAGCACACAGGCACUUCCUACACUUCACAGUGGGGUCGGACCACUACCAGUUUGCGGUCCUCCCUUUCGGAGACAAGAAAAGUGUUAUGAAGACAACAUGGGGCAUAUUGGAUCCAUCUGUGGGAAACAUUCGCUUAAAUGUGAUUAGGUUGAUAUCCAGCCUUCUACAGACUAACACAAACAAUGUGAACUUGGAACUUAUGGAGUUGAACAGCAUAGGAGUUAGAUUGGAUAUGUUUUUUAAAUACACAUGGAAUAACUUCUUGCAUACUCAAGUAGAAAUCUGUAUUGCAUUGAUUCUUGCAAGUCCCCUUGAGAGCACAGAAAAUGGCACAAUUACAGAUCAGGACUCCAUUGGGGACAGUCUCUUACUGAAACAUCUUUUUCUUAAGUGCCAAUUAGUGGAACGAAUACUUGAAGCAUGGGAAAUGAAUGAGAAGAAACAGGCUGAAGGAGGAAGGCAGCAUGGUUAUAUGGGUCAUUUAACAAGGAUAGCUAACUGUAUUGUGCACAGUACUGAUAAGGGGCCAAACAGCGCACUAGUACAACAGCUAUUAAAGCUUCCAGAUGAUGUCAGGGAGCGAUGGGAGACCUUCUGUACAAACUCCUUAGGAGAAACUAACAAAAGGAACACAGUGGAUCUAGUUACUACCUGCCACAUUCAUUCAUCCAGCGAUGACGAAAUUGACUUUAAAGAAACUGUUUUUUCACAGGAUUCUUCUUUGCAGCAAGCCUUUUCUGAUUAUCAGAUGCAACAAAUGACGUCCAAUUUUAUUGACCAGUUUGGCUUCAACGAUGAGAAGUUUGCUGAUCAAGAUGACAUCGGGAAUGUCUCUUUUGAUCGAGUGUCAGACAUCAACUUUACCCUCAAUACAAAUGAAAGUCCCAAGGAAGUGUUGCUAUGGAGGCCAGUUCAGAUGGAGAAGAUGAUGUGGAAAAUGCAGACAAGGUAACUGAGACAGUAAUGAAUGGCAGCAUGAAGGAAACACUGAGCCUUACUGUAGAUGCUAAAACUGAAACAGCUGUCUUCAAAAGUGAGGAAGGAAAAUUGUCUACCUCGCAAGAUGUUUCUUGUAAAUAU